CCAAGAAGGGUGGAAAGUAGCCUUGUCUGAUGUGUUAUCUACCUUUCUUCGUAUCAUAUUCGACUCAAAAUUAACCACAGUAUAAGAGUCUAAGACUCGCUGUGUUUUGGCCAUUGGGAGCCAACAAUAGCUGCCAGUUGCGAUACGCUAUUUUUGUGAUCCUUGCCGUUAAUCACCGUUAUCAUUCAAAGCAAUUCACGAUUCACGUCUCUCUACUUGCGAUUCUGCAAUCCCUUGGUACUAAGUAAUAGCCAACGAUUCGGACGCAGAAGAAUAAGAUCUCGCACUAACUGUCCUCAUGUCCGACCCUAAAGUAUGGCUAAUCACAGGUACAUCAUCAGGCUUUGGUCGCCGUUUGGUAUCAGCCGUUCUAGAACGCGGCGAUCGUGUAGUCGCUACGGCCCGGUCUCUCCAGAAAAUCCAAGAUUUCCCCCAAUCUCCGAACCUACACCUCCUAGAGCUUGACGUAACUUCCGGAUCGAGUGCCGUCAGGGACCGGGUGGAUGAGGCGGCCAAGGUAUGGGGCAGGAUUGACGUGUUGGUGAAUAAUGCGGGUGUCGGGCUGCCUGGAAUCCUCGAGGAAUGCGGGGUUGACUUGAUGAUAAGACAAUACCGCACGAAUGUCUUCGGUGUCCUGGACGUCACAAAUGCAGCAUUGCCUUACAUGCGUGAAAGGAGCAGCGGUACAGUUGUUAUUAUCGGAAGCCGCAGUGCCUGGAGACCUGAAGUCAGGGGACUUGGCGCGUAUUCCUCAUCAAAGGCAGCCGUGCACGCAAUGGGCGAAACGCUUGCACUGGAAGUUGCACCAUUCAACAUACGUGUCCUAAUCGUCGAGCCUGGUGCCUUCCGCACCGAAAACAUAUACAGCAAUAAAUUUGAUACGUGGACGAAUCCUAUACCCGAUUAUGAUGAUCAACGAGCUCAGUCACUGGUGAGGUAUGAGGGUAUGGCUGGCAAUCAACCAGGAGACCCAAUGAAGGCGAUGAAAGUUGUUGUAGACGUUGUAAGAGGAGAGGGCGUUGCAGCAGGGAGGGAGUGGCCGUUAUAUCUCGUCUUGGGAGAGGAUGCAGAGACAGAUGUCAGAAACAAAUGUGCGACGAUGCUGAAGCACCUUGAUGAAUGGCAGGACGCAAUCCGGGAUGUGAAUCUAUAGAUGGACAUACAUUGCACAAUUAUGUAUAAAGUAAAUGCUACUUGGUGAAUCCAGGGUGUAGUAUGAGUAUGUUUACUGCGCUUCAUGUGUUAUUUCUCAGUCUUGAAGAAGCUGAGGUCUGAACAACGCCGUGGAGUAUCCACACUCCAUUUGCUCCUUCUGCAUAUCCGGGACUACCAGCUGUCAGAUUUUAGCUCGGCAAAUCAACGUCAGCAAAUUAGCCCCUUUCACGACAUCA
Molecule: messenger RNA, 1391 nt
Organism: Suillus paluster
Lineage: Eukaryota; Fungi; Basidiomycota; Agaricomycetes; Boletales; Suillaceae
Exons: 7
Coding region: 299-1153 (284 amino acids)
Source: RefSeq, a predicted model, not a curated record